GGAGCCGAGUGUAGUAAGAGUUGAACAGUAGUGAGGGAGUGGUGAGAAACUGCAGCUAGAUUGUAGGAGCGUUUCUGUAAGCAUGAGAACAAGGAACUGAAAUAAGAAGGUUUGCUAAUCCUCUUCUUGCCACAUUGUCUUUCAUUUUCUUCUUGUCUUGAGGGAGUGGGCGGCUGCAGCAGGGGAUAAGGAGGUUUGCAAAACAAACAGCUGAGUAGAGGAACUGUGUGUAGAGGGGGAGUGGAGCCAUGUCCUGUAAAGUCCAUUCCAGUGCUUCAGGGCAACCACCCUAGUGUUCACUAUUGUGUCAGAAAGAAAAAAAAAUUGUGGGCCCUUUGUGUGGGAAGGCCUCAGUAGGGAAGUGAUUUGCAACUGCCUGAGCCUACCAGUAAAGCUAGCUCCCUGACUCACACAACACGCAACUCUGUGUGCCGCAGCCUAUGCUAGUCACAUCUGUACCUGAGAGGGGCCCACAGCGACACCGGGCUUCUUCUUCUGGUGAUGAGGACAGACGUCAGACUGCCCCAUGAAUAUUGAUGUGGAGGAUAGUCUGCUUUCGUAGACGAACAGAAGAAAGCAAGAUGGCUGCCCUUUAGGAUUUUUUAAAAAGGAGACCCAGAGUGUUUCUGCUGGAAUUCUGCAAGGUGGAGGGAAGCAAAAAGAGGUACGUUCAGAGGGCAGCCUUGUGGAUGGCCCCAGAGCAGACCAGAUGGAAUCGGAGAGGGCCAGUCAUGUGGCAGACAAGAGACUGAAUUCUGCUAAUGUUCAUCAGACUGAAAAUCUGAUCACAAAAUUGCAGAAUGGAAACCAAUUACCAGAAGCACUCCAACACCAAAUCAAUGGGGAUAACAAUUGGAACCCUUUUAAAAGUAACUUGGGAGUCAACCACAUGAAGAGGCAACAAGAAAACUAUUCAAGCCCUGCAAUAAUGCAAGACUUAAUUGAAAAUAACCCCUAUAUUCAGAAUGGAAUAAAGCAGGCUUUUAGUGAAUCGUCAUUACUGGAGCUUCAUGCGUCCAAAGAAGUCCGAUUAGAUUUGGAGGUAAAUGGCCAAGAAAGUAAAGUAGCAGAAAACAAUGUGAUCAAUGUGUGUAGCAAAAAAGAAGCUCUGGGGAUAGCAAGGACACAAAAUAGUUUUCCAGAACUAAAAAAGCCUUUAGAGUGUGAAUGUGACGGUCCUGAAUGCCCUAAACUUCAGAAACACAAUCAGGACAAGAAAAACUGUAACUAUUACAACAGGGACAUUUUUUCUCUACCCAGGAACAAGCAAGUGCCAAUCUCCAAUGGUGCUACAGUUUCUCCUUCCUCCAUGGAAAACAUGCACGGUGACCUCCUGGAAAAAACAUUGUCUCAGUAUUACCCAGACCAUGUUUCCAUUGCAUUGCAGAACACUGUAUCUCAGGAACAUGCUGUCAAAAGCCCUGUUGCAAAUGACUUGACCAUCGAGGCAACACAUUCACCCCACACCCCAGGUUUGGCAAUUUCACCCCAGACCUCUGCUUCUACACAUCCUCAAGUGCCAGAUACAGUCUCCCCAGAAGUCCACACCCCCAAUACCUAUAAUACACCAGUGAACAUGGACAGCUUCCUAAAUGAGUUUCAAGGAGAGCCCCAGCAGCCUAAACAGCAGCAAUCUUACAACCUGCAGAACAUUCCGGUGACAACUCAGCAAUGUCACGAGGGGCAGGUGCCCAGCAAAGUUCAACCUGCGAGACCUGGGAGUAGCUUACAAGGUCAAACCAACACAGAGUGUUUCUCCAAUGAAUCUGAGAUGUCAGCUAUGUUCCACAAACCAAAUGCAGGCCUAAGUGUAGAGCCCUAUGCUGGGGAAGUAGACAGAUUCAACCCUUUUGAAAACAUUAAUGAAAAAAUGGAAAGGAUAAUCAGAAAUGAGGAAUCUAAAACUGGACAUCGGUCACAGGCUUCCAAUCCCCUCUCACAGCCUCAGAACCUUCAACACAAAGUGCCAUACGCUACACAGCAACAGCUACGGGACUAUAAUGGCAUUCUGGGCUCACCUAUUUCACCUGUGCUACAGAACCAACUACCUCCACCACAGCCGAUUCAAGAUCCACCGAUCUCUGCAAAUGAUCUGAAACCACAGCCACCUUAUCAGCAGGGGCAGAAAGCUCUUCAGCACCUAAUUACCCAGCAAAAGCAAAGCAGUGAGAUGGAAAAUGAAAUGCCCUUUAAUGGGGAAGCUGGUGAAAUAUCACAGCAGGCACACCGCUAUCCUCAGAUGAAUUGGAUAGAUCUGAAUUCUUCGCAGCCUUCGCAGAAAGGAGUCAUGUCUCAAACGUGGAAGGAUUUAAAUGCAUUGUCACAGCAAUACAAGCAGAUGCAGAGUCAGGGGGAAACGCAAACACAGAAUACAGGGGAGAUGCAAGGCUUUCAAAUGCAGAGUUUCCAAAAGUUGACAUUACAGCAGCAGGAGCAGCAGAUGCCCCAAAUGUACAAACCUGGUUUAGCACAGGAUCAAACCCAGCAGGCUGCUGAAUGGGAACAACAGAAUUCAAAAACCUCUCCAGUGGUAGAAGCAGAAACUCACAACCAGCCAAACAUGCUGCAUCAUGGAAACCAGCAGUGCAAUCUGUCCCAACAGCAGGUACAAAAUCAGUUUCAGCCUCAGCUACAGCAAGAGCACUUAUGUGAUAAUACGCAAGAUACACAGCAAAUGCUGUCAUCAGAGUUUUUACAGGAGCAGCAACCACAUCAGCCUCAGUCUGAACAGCAACAGAUACAACAGGUCUUGCAGCAACACUCUUCUCAAGACACUAAGGGUGUACAAAUGGGUCCUCCACAAGAUCCUAUUCAAAGGUCAUUUGAUCGCCAGCUCUUGAAUAGGAUGAAGUUGGAGGAGUUCAUCAGGUUAGAAAGGCAACUUAAAACAUCAAGCUACAAAUCCCACCAAAUGCAGCCAGAAACAUUAGCAAAUGCUCCCAGUAAGGAACCUUCUGUAGAUCCAUACUUGGAAUCCACCCUACCAAGCACACAGCCUCCCCAAAAUAACUCUCUACACUUUUCAUAUGGGAAAGCCGAUGAUAGCAUUCCUCAGGAGCAAUAUAAGUUCAACAAAAUGCAAGAUAUGCAGCAAGCAAAGUACUUUCGAAGUCCUGGAGCCCCAAAGCAAUACUUGCAACAACAACAAAUCCAAGAGCACGGACAGCAAUUGACACAUAUGGGUAUCCCUCCACCACCACAGCAACAACUUCAACCAGGGCAAAGUUCUUUCAGCCAACAAGUCAUGGGCCAUAUUCACUCACAGAUAUAUACAAAAUCAGAAUCACAUGAACCCUGUGCUAAAACCCAACCAGAACAGCUCCCAAAUCAAAAUCACAGGGAAGUUCACAAGCAUGCUGCCCUUCGGUGGCACCUGUUGCAAAAGCAGGAACAACAAGCCUACCAUCAAAACUUGGAGGAGUUUAAAACGAUACUGAAGUCCAUCAAAAGUGAACACAAUCCUCAGUCUAAGCCUUCUGUGCCUCUGCAAGCCAGAGAAAUGGGAAAUGCAAUGAUGGGAAACGUGAUUAAACAAGAAUUCCUGCCGUUGAACUGUCAGCAGAAGAGCAUCAUUGCCACGAUGGAGCAGCAGCUCAAACAGUACCAGCUUUCCCCCUUGUUUGAAAGAAAAGAUAUGAUUAUAAAGUCGCCCAAGCAGGUCAAAGUUGAAACGACAGGCGCUGUAACCAUUCUGUCGACCAACGUCGACCUAAGAGGGGAGGACAAAAGGAUGUCCUCUGAUUUUACACCAACCAAGAGAACUACAGACCACAACCUUAACAAUUUUUUACAAUCUCCUCUAAAACUGAUGGAUACUCCUAUCAAAAACCUACUGGAUACACCAAUUAAAACUCAGUAUGAUUUCCCAUCCUGUCACUGUGUUGAACAACUCAGUGAGAAAGAUGAAGGUCCCUACUAUACUCAUCUUGGAGCUGCACCAAAUGUAGCAGCUAUCAGGGAAAUCAUGGAAACUAGGUUUGGCAAAUCAGGAAAAGCUAUCAGGAUUGAGAAAGUUGUCUAUACAGGGAAGGAGGGAAAGAGCACACAAGGGUGCCCCAUCGCUAAAUGGGUGAUCCGCAGGAGUGGUGUGGAGGAGAAGGUGCUUGUCCUGGUGCGAGAGCGGGCUGGCCACAGAUGCGAAACUGCUACCAUAGUUAUCCUGAUCCUAUUGUGGGAUGGCAUCUCUACUACUCUUGCUGACUCACUGUACACGGAGCUGAGUGAAACCUUGCGGAAACACGGUGCUCUCACGAACCGGAGAUGUGCAAUAAACGAAGAGAGAACAUGCGCUUGUCAAGGUCUGGACUCAGAGGCAUGUGGAGCUUCUUUCUCCUUUGGCUGCUCCUGGAGUAUGUACUACAACGGCUGUAAAUUUGCCAGAAGCAAAGUCCCCAGAAAGUUCAAGCUACUAGGGGAUGACCCCAAAGAGGAAGAAAGACUAGAACAGAAUCUGCAGAGUCUGGCAACUUUGAUGGCACCAGUUUACAAACAAAUGGCUCCUGAAUCGUAUUUCAACCAGAUUGAACAUGAACACAGAGCACCAGACUGCAGACUGGGGUUGAAAGAAGGCCGUCCAUUCUCAGGGGUGACUGCUUGUCUGGAUUUCUGUGCUCAUUCCCACAGAGACCUGCAUAACAUGCAGAGUGGCAGUACUUUGGUAUGUACUCUAACUAGAGAAGACAAUCGGGAAAUUGGAAAAUUACCAGAAGACGAACAACUCCACGUGCUGCCUUUAUAUAAAAUUUCCCAGACUGACGAGUUUGGAAGCUUUGAAGCUCAGCAAGAGAAGGUUAAAACAGGUGCUAUCCAGGUGCUUAACGGUUUCCGUCGGAAAGUCCGAAUGCUUUCUGAGCCUGCCAAGACUUGUCGCCAGAGAAAGCUGGAAGCAAAGAGGACUGCAGCAGCCAAGCCUUCAAACCAGGACACACCAAGCAAGGCAGACAAGACUAAUCAAGCGCGACUAAAGCAAAGCACUUACGACAACACAGUCCAAAGCACACCAAUGUCAGGUCCUCAUGCUGCUCAAGGUCACAUUGGGGCUUCACGGGCUGGUGUCCAACAACAUUCUCUUUCCAAUCACCAGCAAAAGAAUCCUCCAAACCAUUAUCCUGGUUCUCUGCAUCCAUCAAACUACCCACAACUUCUUAACCCAGCAAAUCCAUAUCCAAGCACUUCCCAACCUGCAGGGUCAUACCAAGUCUCCUCAACCCCUGGGAAUCCUUACACAAGCUCUUUACAUGUAACAAACUCAUACUUAAAUGGGUCAAAUCCCACAAACCCUUAUCCAGGUUCCUUAAACCCCAACAACCAUUAUCCAGGUUAUCAAUGCAAUGGAAACAUGCUGAUGAACAACUAUCACCAUUUUAUGGGCUCUUACAGUUCAAAUCCUCAACAUAUGGAUGCCAUUCGGCAUCAAAGUUCAGAAGCUUUGAACAAACUGGGUUUGUCACAGGUUCCAUCACUUUAUUCUCAGCAGCCAUAUGGCAGCCAUCAGGGCUAUGGAAUAAGUUAUUCCCCUCGUUAUGGUGAUCACAACAUACAGGUCAAUGGUUACAGUAACUGCAACAUGAGACCCAAUGUUCAUCACAUGGGUCCUUACUCUUCUUUUGCCCCAAACCACCAGGUUGAUCCUCAUUUUCUAGAGGCCAUUCCUCAAACACCAUCUUCUCACUCAGGUCUGGACUUUCCAGCAGUUAGCAAAGGCAGCCAGUACCCUAGAUAUCCCAAUCCAUACCUAGUACAGAGACAAAAUUCUGCAAUGUUCAACGCACCCCCUGAUUCUUUUCAUAUGCAAAAUAAAAAUGAAAUUAAUUUGCAUGGCUCAAAUGGUAUAUCAAGGAUGCUUCCAUCAAUGAUAAAUGAACUUUCUAAUCCUUCCCAAACUGGGUAUGGGUUAACUAAUGGUAAUAUUCAGGAGAACCCAGCACAACCUGCUGCUGCUCCUGCACAGAAUGCUAAAGAAGUUAAUGAGGAGGUUUGGUCAGACAGCGAGCACAACUUCCUGGAUCCAGAAAUCGGAGGAGUUGCCGUGGCACCCAGUCAUGGCUCAAUUCUAAUUGAAUGUGCAAAGAGAGAGCUCCAUGCGACAACCCCUCUGAAGAAUCCCAACAGGAACCAUCCCACCAGGAUCUCGCUUGUGUUCUACCAACACAAGAGCAUGAAUGAGGCCAAACACGGCCUGGCGAUGUGGGAAGCCAAGGUCGCAGAAAAGGCUAGAGAGAAGGAAGAGGAAAGUGAAAAACAGGGCUCAGACAACAUGCCAACCAAACACAAUGGCAAAAAGGUCAAGCGGGAGCAUUCUGAAAUGAGCGAACACUCAGAACCACCAUACAAGCGCUUCAUCCAAACCCUCUCGCAAAAGUCCAUGUCCUUGACAACAGACUCCAUGGUGACAACAUCUCCAUACGCCUUCACACGGGUCACAGGGCCUUACAACCGAUUUUUUUAGCUUUGCAUUCAGGUUUGAUAUGCAGAUGCCUAGGUCUACAACCAUGUUUGCUAAAAAUGUAAAACCUCAGCAUACCAGACUGUUUUUCCUAUCACAUGCUAUCUAAAGCUCAUCAUAAAAGAACGUCUAUGGUAAGUAUCUGGGAAUAACACAAGAUGAUCCUAUGCAAGUUUAAAUUCUAUAUUAUAAAACUACUGUAACUGUAACUAAACAGACCUGUGACCUCUAAUUACUGAGCUUUACUAACUCUGGUGUGACAGCAUGGCAGUAUUUAUUUACAAAAUACAUAACUGCCCUCUGGUGCUGAAUGUCCUAAUGAUCAGGACUGCUACUGGAAUCAAAGAUUUCAUAUGGUGUUUAUAUAUAUAUAUAUAUAUAUAUAUAUAUAUAUAUAUAUAUAUAUAUAUAUAUAUAUAUAUAUAAAAUAAACAAUUUUAUUUAUCAGUAUCAUUUAAUUUGAAAAUAGUAACACUGACUUUAGGGUUAUUUAAGUCAUGGUGCUAAAAAAAAAGAGGAAACUUUAACAUAAAGUUUCCUUUUAAAUGCUUUUGUAUUCUAUGAAAUAUUGGUUUGUAUGUUACUUUCAAGGCAAGGGGCCUUUUAACUUAACUAGCAAUGUAUUGUUUUAAAAUGAAAUGUCCUACAUUUUAAAUGUAGAACUUUUGAAGACAUCUGGGUUGUACUGAAGUCUUCAUAUAUGAAAUGUGGUGGAUUUUAUAAAAUACUGGUGUUUGUAAAGCACUUUGUGGAUUUAAGCUUAAAGUGUUUGAAGGGUGAAAGGGUACCUUCAAGAUUUUACUGUAAAAUUUAUGAUGCAAAAAAAGCAUCAUAAUUUAUUUUAUGGAUAUUUUAGCAAUACUAUUGCUGAUGGGCUAUGUAUACAUUUUUAUAUGAUUAGUUACAGUACAGUUGGGACUUACUGGACGCAAAUAUAAUUUUUACACAAAUAUUUUUGGUGCUUAUCUUACAGUUACACUGAAAAGAACAUAUCUUUGUAAGUCAAAUACAUACUGAUCAAUUUUAAGAUGCAUUUUUUGGAUAGAUGUUAGGAACUAAAACUAAUUACCAGCAUGGUUUUAUGUUACACAAAAACAAAUAGCAUAGGCCAGAUUGUCUGCUCUGGAACUGUAUAUUAUCAAUCAAUAAGACAGGUUCAUUUUAAAAUUAAUUACUAAUAGUUACAUCAAUGACUGCUGUAAUUACGAACAUCUUCUUUGUACAAAAAGGUGCAGGAAGCCGUUACUUGGGCAACAGAGGUGGAACAGGGUUAGCUGUAUGUAAUUGCAAUGAUUUCCAAGGCAACUGGUUUGCUGUGGGGGAGGGGUUAAAGCAUUGUAAUCCAUAAUCUAGUUGUGUAAAUCAAAUCAAAUCAAAUAAAAAACGUAAAAAAAAAAAGUUGUAAUUUAAUUACAAACUUUUUUUUUUUUAGAUUACGCUUUAGAAUUUACUGCUAUAAAAAAAGAAAAAAAUGUAAUACUUUUUUGGGGUUUGAGCUGAUUUUAUUUCAAAAAGGUGCUAUUCGACCUGCUACAGGUGUUUAAUGUGAGUUUCUAUGGGAGAGGUGAGAAGGAUUUUGUGUGAUGUUCCUACUUGUCAUAUACCUCAGCACUAGUUUGGCAAUAGGAUUAAGAUAAUAAAGGUGUUGGUUUUACAGUUUCAUACAUCAUCAUGGUUACCUAUAUCAACAACAAAAACGCCUUUAGAGAGAAUAAAAAACAAAAAUACUUUAGUUUGCAUACUUGAUCUCUUAUCUGUAACUUGAAAUUUGAUUCAAUUCAAUUGAUUUUUAAAAACAAAAUCAGGGAUAUUUCAGCUCAUGUUCUCCUUCUGCCAACUUCGCCUGUGUUUAUCUUUUUUUAUUGUAAUACUUUCUUCCGGAAUUUAACGUCUUUGUUUUUAACCCCCAUUUAUCUUUACUUGUAUAUUAAAUAAAUAAAACUACCUUUGUAAAUGAUGGUAGUUUUAAUGUACUUAAGUUGUGUAGAUUGUUUUUGACUUCAAAGAAUAUAUUUGAAAGUACAGUAUGCACUGAGCUGAUAAAAGGGAAAAGCAUGGCACUGACCUUGUAAACAGCAAUGUAUUUGCUCAUUGCGCAAAAGAGAAAAUACGGCAGUUAUGGCAUUAAAUGCACAUUCUGUGCCUGUGUAAAAUUUAUUUAUAACCACUAAACAAUUAUGUGUGUGCUUGUUUUUUUCAAUUACAAUUAAUUACAUAUUAUGGGAGAGAGUGUGCUGUGAGUGUUUUUUUUUUUUAAGAACAAAAAAUUGAUUUAACAAAAGAUUCAGGGAAAAAAAAUGGUAAGACCUAAAAAUAUUUUAAAUAAUUAAUGCCAUAUGUAUAUAAAACAUGUACAUGUAUUUUAUGUAAGUUUAAAUCUUGAUUCGACUUAUUUUAAUUCCUUUCUCUUGGAUGAUGUAAUUAUUGUAAUUGCCAACAGCAACAACUUACCACAUUUUUUUUUGGCCCAUUGAUUAUUAUACAAAAAAACAAAAUGUUUUAGACUAUCACAAAAUGUGAAUAAUAGCAGGGAACAGUUUUGCACCACAUCUCUGUAACUGCCUUAUUAAAUGGCAUAUAGUGCUGUAUACUCUGUCACUGCUUGAUUGUUAGAAAGAAUUAUUGUAAAAGACUUGGAUUUGUAAAUUAAUAAACUAUAACUUAUGGUGUACAGGACCCAGCCUCGGUAGAGGAUGUGUUAGGAUAAAACAGUGUACAGGAUAUAUCGGGUGAUCAUAGCCAUACUUGAAGAUGCUUCUGAGUGGUGUCAACAUUACUUGAAUGAAUUUUUGAGCUUGAUUGACACAAAAUAGUGUACAGUUCACUUGUUAAGCUAGCAGUUAAUGUAUACUCACGUGUUGGUAUUUAGCAGUUUGACACUAAAGUAAUGAAACUCUGUGUGUUAUUUUACCGCUUUCGUCCUAUAUUUUUUUACUCGGCUUUCCUCAUUUCCAUGAUGUUUGGUAUGUUAAAAACUGAGGAUGGUUAUAAGUAAGUAUUGUAAUGUACUGAAUGCAGUUUAUUUGAAAGCUGUUUGUUGUAUCAUUCCUGAUAUUGCUGAGAUGUGGGUGUUCAAUAAAAUUUAUAUUUAUUUAAAGCUCUAA
This is a messenger RNA of Acipenser ruthenus (sterlet), 9549 nucleotides long. Its product is annotated as methylcytosine dioxygenase TET2-like. Gene Ontology annotation, molecular function: DNA 5-methylcytosine dioxygenase activity. Gene Ontology annotation, biological process: positive regulation of transcription by RNA polymerase II; oxidative demethylation; myeloid cell differentiation. Bases 710 to 6448 code for a protein of 1912 amino acids. NCBI's taxonomy places the organism in Eukaryota, Metazoa, Chordata, Actinopteri, Acipenseriformes, Acipenseridae. The record is from RefSeq and is a predicted model, not a curated record. The transcript has 10 exons. Gene Ontology annotation, cellular component: nucleus.